Molecule: messenger RNA, 1419 nt
Organism: Trichogramma pretiosum
Lineage: Eukaryota; Metazoa; Arthropoda; Insecta; Hymenoptera; Trichogrammatidae
Product: N-acetylneuraminate lyase-like
Exons: 8
Coding region: 118-1074 (318 amino acids)
Biological process (GO): N-acetylneuraminate catabolic process
Molecular function (GO): 4-hydroxy-tetrahydrodipicolinate synthase activity; N-acetylneuraminate lyase activity
Source: RefSeq, a predicted model, not a curated record
UUGUUCGCGUCGCAGUGUACACGCGGUUGUUGUUGUUUUGAUUCGCCACUACCCACCUUGGCCGCCGAGUGUUCAGUAAAAACGAGUUAAAAAACCAUAAUAAGCGUCGUUGCCAUCAUGGCGGUAAUAACUAUCAAAAAAGUUAAUUAUACCUACAAAGGAUUGAUCGUGCCAGUCUUUACGCCGUUCAAUAACGAUCCAAGCCGAAGUCUGAAUGUCUCGGUCGUUCCGGAUUACGCCAAAUUUCUCGUCUCAAAAAAUAUUCAAGGAAUUCUAGUCAAUGGCUCGACCGGUGAAGGGACGUGUUUAACCAUCGAAGAAAGAAAAAAGAUAACCGAGGCAUGGGCCGCAGCAGUCAAAGAGACCAAGCAACAUCUCAUGAUUCAAGUCGGCGGAGCGGCUCUCAAAGAUGUUAAAGAACUGGCCGCGCACGCUGAAAGCUUGGGCGUGGACUCGAUCUUGUGUUUACCCGAGCUGUAUUUCAAGCCGACGAGUCCCGACGACUUGAUUGAGUAUUUGCAUCAGGUAGCUGAAUCUGCACCUUCAACGCCCUUGUUUUACUAUGAUUUUCCAAAAGCUACCAUGGUCAAUGUUGAUAUGGGCAAAUUCGCUGCAUCGGUAACCGAUAGAAUACCCAAUUUUUGUGGAGUUAAGACUGACUUGGAGAGAGGCUUACAAGCUGAGCGAGCCAACGAAAACCUGCACAUAUUCAUAGCGGGGGAUAUGAUGAUGAUAGCCGGAUGCGCCACUGGAAUGCAGUCGUACAUAAUGACAAGUAUCAACUUCUUACCGGAGCCCGCGUUGGAACUGCUGGAGUACAGCAAGGGUAACAGUAGCUUGGAAAACGCUCGGAAAAAUCAAAAAUUCAUCAACAAAGUCAUCUGCGAGGUCAUUCGUCAUGGGGCAUGGGUGGAGACCAUGAAAAUUGCCAUGAGCCUGACUACGAAUGUAUUUCUGGGCCCACCACGAGCACCUCUGAAACUUCUUUCGAAAGAAAAUGUACAAGUCAUGUCCAAAGGAUUGAACGGACUUGGCUUAAACACAAAUGAGACUGCAGUAAUUGGAAUGUACUGAAUAUUCCUCUUAUUAGUAAUUUAAUACUUUUUUGUAACGAGCAAUAAAAAAAUUAUUAUCGUUUCUUCCUCGUAAAAAUAAUCUGUGAACUCAUUUAUUAUAUAAAAUCUUAACAAUAUCGGUAAAAUUAUGCACAUCACUGACGAACGUGAUUUUAAUUAUCUUAAUCCACCAGUAUCAAAUGGGAUUUAUAUAAGCGAUUGAUUAAAGCGGACGACGAUAAGUACGACAUAUUUUUGAGUGACAAAAAGUUUUGAAAUCGAUUAAAUUAAGCAUCUGUGUAAAAUUUAAAUACAAGUUAUUCAAUUUUCUGCAUUUAAACUCACGUUCUAUUUGUAAACUAUG